Messenger RNA from Saprolegnia parasitica CBS 223.65, 1837 nucleotides. RefSeq lists its product as hypothetical. NCBI's taxonomy places the organism in Eukaryota, Oomycota, Saprolegniomycetes, Saprolegniales, Saprolegniaceae. Gene Ontology annotation, biological process: nuclear-transcribed mRNA poly(A) tail shortening. The coding region runs from base 1 to 1668 and encodes 555 amino acids. Gene Ontology annotation, cellular component: cytoplasm; nucleus; CCR4-NOT complex. The record is from RefSeq and is a predicted model, not a curated record. The transcript has 9 exons. Gene Ontology annotation, molecular function: poly(A)-specific ribonuclease activity; protein binding.
AUGGUCGACGGUCCCGCGCUGUACGGCGGCCGGCGGCUCGCCGCAGCGUCGAACGACGUCCGCGCCAUCUACGAGCUAUCCACGAAAGAGACUGUGUCUGUCCUCUCGUACAACCUCAUGCGCCAGCUGCACGCCACGAACAAUUACAAGCCGUACUGCGCCGAGUACAUUCUGGGUAGCACCCGUCGCAAGGACCAGCUCCUCGCAGAGAUUACCGCGUACGACGCCGACGUUUUAUGCUUGCAGGAGGUCGACGACUACGAGCUGUACUGGAUCCAUGCGCUCAACGCACUCGGCUACGACAGCGUGUACCACCGUCGACCGGGUGACUAUGACGACGGCCUCGUCAUUGCGUUCCGUCGCCUCAAUUUUCAGGUCUUUCGAACGCAGCGCGUGGAUUUCAACGACCUCGUGGCCCGGACGCGCCGCGAGAACCUCGCGGCCAAGCUCGAGCAAGACAACAUCGCUCUCUUUGUCGCGUUGCAGCCGUGGGAAACCUGUGCCUUUCCGAGCCCUCUCUGUGUUGUCAACGUGCAGCUUGCAAGUCAUCGGGACCACGACGUUGUGCGGGACCUUCAGCUGCGAUACCUUCUUCCACAAGUCGAGGCGUUCAAUGCCGACUUUCAAAUGCCCGUCGUGGUUGCCGGCUCGUUCAACGCCCGACCAAGCGAUGACGUCUACCAUGUCAUGCGCACGGGGCGGGCGCGACCAGCGCCGGCUCCCCCAACGCGCUUGGCGCCACCAGUUCUGAGCGACGCCACGACGAGCACGCUCGUUGUUUCGUGGGAGACGCCCAUUUCAGUGGACGGUCCAGUCCUCGCAUAUCGACUGGACCGCCGCGUCAACGGCAGCACGACUGUCGGGUUUUCGCACGAAAUCGUGCUCGACGACGUGGCCACGUCGCACAAAAUUACCAUGCUCAGUGCGGGCACGCAGUACGAGUUUCGCGUCGCGGCCAAAAACGCGUUUGGCUGGAGCGCGUACAGCCCGGCGUCGGCUCCGUUUCAGACGCUUCAAGGCCGUCAUCACGCGUGGCGGGGCCGCCCCCCCGUGGUCCCCCCGGCCGAAAAUGACGAUUUGAGCAACCCUUUCAAGCUGUCGUACGGCUCGGGCAAGACGCCCCGCUUCAUCGAUGGUACGGUGCAGGACCAGCAAUGUCCGCGCCCGAGCCGCCUCGAGCCCGAUGACGCUAUCUACGAGACGCUGCAGUUCCGCGGCGACCGCGAAGACGGCUUGCUGCACUACGAGGUGUUUGAGAGCGCGUAUGGCCGCUACAGCUACGGCGGCGAGCCCGUGUGUACGUACGUCACGGAAGCGUGGACCGGCACGGUCGACUACAUCUUUUUCACGAAAAAAGAGUUGGCGCCAUUCCAGUUGCUGACACUGCCGUCACUCGGCACGUUGGUCGGCAAUGACGUGCGUGAGCCUCCUACGAUUGUCGACGCCGAUUAUGCUGCGUACAUUCCUCGUGACUGGGACAGCCGUGUCACGCUUGGCGACAAACGCAACCCCCAGUACGCGGGCGCGUGGCCGCCCAGCGUCUUCCAGCUUCCCAACCCGAAACGAAGCCACGAAUGGCUGCCCAACGAGACGUUUGCGUCCGACCAUUUCGCACUCUUGGUCGUGCUCGCCUUUUGCGACCACGAACUCGCCACGUCAUGGAAUUAAAAACGCGUUUUUUUACAAUUCUUCUUUGGAGCCGGCGAGGGCCUGGCGGCACGGCAGUAGCUGCAGCAUCGGACUCACUUUGGUCGUAUCGUCCGGCACCCGCGCCGAGUACCCGCGGUUGGGUGGCAACGGCGCGUAGCGCUUGCAGUGACCACCGUCAUCGUCGUCG